AGAAGCCUGCUGCAGGGGGUGGCGUGAGGAGCCUCAGGGACUGCGGACCUAAGCGUGCUAAGCACGGGGCCAGGAUAGGACUGGACGCUGCUGGACCACGACGAUCAGGGAGUGACCCCCACCAGCAUCCAGCCUGCGGCAGUUGUAGGACUGGAAGGAGGCCAAGCUGAACACCUGAGCUGACUGGAAAAUGACUGGCCGAGCCCGAGCUCGGGCCCGCGGCAGGGCACGAGGUCAGGAGACGGUGCAGCAUGUUGGGGCUGCUGCGAGCCAGCAACCUGGGUACAUCCCACCGAGACCUCAACAGUCCCCCACAGAGGGGGACUUGGUUGGCCGAGGACGACAGAGGGGGAUGGUAGUCGGAGCCACAUCCAAGUCACAAGAACUGCAGAUCUCAGCUGGGUUUCAGGAGCUGUCACUGGCAGAGAGAGGAGGGCGUCGCCGAGACUUCCAUGACCUUGGUGUGAACACCAGACAGAACCUUGACCAUGUCAAAGAGUCAAAGACAGGCUCCUCUGGCAUCAUUGUGAAGCUGAGCACCAACCACUUCCGGCUGACCUCGCGCCCACAGUGGGCCCUGUAUCAGUACCACAUCGACUACAAUCCCCUGAUGGAGGCCCGAAGGCUUCGCUCCGCACUGCUCUUCCAGCAUGAAGACCUCAUUGGAAGGUGUCAUGCUUUCGAUGGGACAAUAUUGUUUUUACCUAAGAGACUACAGCACAAGGUCACAGAAGUAUUCAGUCAGACUCGGAAUGGGGAACACGUGAGGAUCACCAUCACCCUGACCAACGAGCUGCCGCCCACCUCGCCCACCUGCCUGCAGUUCUAUAACAUCAUCUUCAGGAGGCUCUUGAAAAUCAUGAAUUUGCAACAAAUUGGACGGAAUUAUUACAAUCCAAGUGACCCGAUUGAUAUUCCAAACCACAGGUUGGUGAUCUGGCCCGGCUUCACCACCUCCAUCCUUCAGUAUGAGAACAACAUCAUGCUCUGCACAGACGUCAGCCACAAGGUGCUCCGCAGCGAGACUGUCCUAGACUUCAUGUUCAAUCUAUACCAGCAGACAGAGGAGCACAAGUUCCAGGAGCAAGUGUCGAAGGAGCUCAUAGGCCUCAUCGUUCUCACCAAGUACAAUAACAAGACCUACCGGGUGGAUGACAUUGACUGGGACCAGAAUCCAAAGAGCACCUUCAAGAAGGCGGAUGGCUCGGAGGUCAGCUUCCUGGAGUACUACAGGAAGCAAUACAACCAGGAGAUCACGGACCUGAAGCAGCCGGUGCUGGUGAGCCAACCCAAGCGGAGGAGAGGCCCCGGCGGCACCCUGCCUGGCCCAGCUAUGCUCAUCCCUGAACUCUGCUAUCUCACAGGCCUGACUGAUAAAAUGCGCAAUGAUUUCAAUGUGAUGAAGGACCUGGCAGUGCACACGCGGCUGACCCCUGAGCAGCGGCAGCGGGAGGUGGGCCGCCUCAUCGACUACAUCCACAAGGAUGACAAUGUGCAGAGAGAGCUUCGAGACUGGGGCCUGAGCUUCGACUCAAACUUGCUGUCCUUCUCUGGAAGAAUCUUACAAUCUGAGAAGAUCCACCAGGGCGGAAAGACGUUUGAUUACAACCCACAAUUUGCAGACUGGUCCAAAGAAACAAGAGGCGCGCCGCUGAUCAGCGUGAAGCCAUUGGAUAACUGGCUGCUGAUCUAUACCCGCAGGAAUUAUGAAGCAGCCAACUCACUGAUACAGAACCUGUUCAAAGUGACUCCAGCCAUGGGCAUCCAGAUGAAAAAGGCAAUCAUGAUCGAGGUGGAUGACAGAACAGAAGCUUAUCUGAGAGCCUUGCAGCAGAAGGUGACGUCAGACACUCAGAUAGUUGUCUGUCUCUUGUCAAGUAAUCGGAAGGACAAAUAUGAUGCCAUCAAGAAGUACUUGUGUACAGACUGCCCCACCCCAAGUCAGUGUGUGGUGGCCCGGACCCUGGGCAAGCAGCAAACAGUCAUGGCCAUUGCCACCAAGAUCGCCCUGCAGAUGAACUGCAAGAUGGGAGGCGAGCUCUGGCGGGUGGACAUGCCCCUGAAACUGGCAAUGAUCGUGGGCAUCGACUGUUACCAUGACACCACAGCUGGGCGGAGGUCCAUCGCAGGAUUCGUCGCCAGCAUCAAUGAAGGGAUGACCCGCUGGUUCUCCCGCUGCGUCUUUCAGGACCGCGGGCAGGAGCUGGUGGAUGGUCUCAAGGUGUGCUUGCAAGCUGCUCUGAGGGCUUGGAGUGGCUGCAAUGAAUACAUGCCCAGCCGUGUCAUCGUGUACCGAGACGGUGUGGGGGACGGGCAGCUGAAGACCCUGGUCAAUUAUGAGGUCCCACAGUUCCUAGAUUGCCUCAAGUCAGUCGGGAGAGGUUACAACCCAAGACUGACUGUAAUCGUGGUGAAGAAGCGUGUCAAUGCCAGGUUUUUUGCUCAGUCUGGGGGAAGACUUCAGAACCCUCUUCCAGGGACAGUCAUCGAUGUGGAAGUCACCAGACCAGAGUGGUAUGACUUUUUCAUCGUGAGCCAGGCAGUGAGAAGCGGGAGUGUGUCCCCAACACACUACAAUGUCAUCUAUGACAGCAGUGGCCUGAAGCCCGACCACAUCCAGCGGCUGACAUACAAGCUCUGCCACGUGUACUAUAAUUGGCCUGGAGUCAUCCGAGUCCCUGCACCUUGCCAGUAUGCACACAAGCUGGCCUUCCUCGUGGGCCAGAGCAUCCACAGAGAGCCAAACCUCUCCCUGUCCAACCGCCUCUACUACCUCUAACCAGCAGCGAGGGCCGGCAUGCUGGUUUCCUUCAGAGCUCUGCCAAUCCUUCAGUUCUAUUUUUCAUAGGAUGAGGUUCUAGCGGGAUGUUGGGGGUAGGGGUUGGGGGCCGCUGUUUUGUUUUGUUUUGUUUUUAGUUGUUGGUGUGUAGCGGCUAUAGAGUUAACUAAGGCUUAUGUUUGCUUUGUUUCUCAUGGUGUGUUGUGACAGUUUGCUUGGCAGAGUGGUGGCAAGGGCCGUGGUACCACAGAUAGACUUUCCUAAAGCAGCCGUGUUGGCAGGUUCUUGGAGGUGCUCCUGGGAGCACCUCCUAUUGUACGCUGCUCUCUCUCUCUCUCUCUCUCUCUCUCUCUCUCUCUCUCUCUCUCUCUGCAUGUUUGAAUUUAAAAGAGGAAAGGACACAAGGCAAGAAUGCCCAGAGCAUCCUAGAUGGGUGCUAUAUGGGACUCUGACACCUCAGGUUCUUAAAGAUAAAAAGGCCAGAGGUACCUUUCUGUAAUUCUUUUAAGAGUUAGGUCAUAAGGAAUGAAAAGAGUUACUUUUCUCCCUCCAUGAAAGUGUUUUUUAAGACUGACAAGGCCGGUGGUGGAGUGAGUGUUGUUGUUUUGUUUCGCAAUUUUCUUACCAAGUGAAAUUACUGACCAUAAUUUUAUUUAAUAGUUUUUAGUUUUUGAAAGCCUGUGUUUUCUUUGCUUUUAAACUACAGGCGACCACUCUGGGAUAGGAUUCCACUCCCAAAAGUAAUGUGUUGGGUGUGGUGGCACACGCCUGUGAUCUCAGGACUCAGGAGGUGAAGCCAGGGGAACCCCAAGUUCCCGGUCAGCCUAGGCUACAUAGUGAGACUUUGUCUUAACAAACAGAAAAAAAGAAAAAGAAAGAAAAAAAAAAGAAAGAAAAAAAAAGAAAGAAAAAUGGAGCAGUAUGAGUUAUGGGUGCCAGUUUCUGCAGGAGACUUUGGGAGUAAGAGCUGCCUCUGUUCCUAAGAGGCUGCAAGGCUGCGGCUGGGGGGCCAGUUCAGGUGCCAGGUGAGGUACGGCCACAUCUAUUUGCCUGGCUCUUUGACAAAGAGAGCAGCUUAGAGUGGCUAGAGUGUGAUGAGUUUUACACAAUGGCGAUGUGUGUGUGUGCCCCUGGCACAGCUCAAUAAAGUUUCUGUCUCACUUUA
Messenger RNA from Mus musculus (house mouse), 3944 nucleotides. It is a transcript of the gene Piwil1, whose product is annotated as piwi-like RNA-mediated gene silencing 1. Gene Ontology annotation, cellular component: cytoplasm; cytoplasmic ribonucleoprotein granule. The record is from RefSeq and is marked provisional. Lineage: Eukaryota; Metazoa; Chordata; Mammalia; Rodentia; Muridae. Bases 191 to 2779 code for a protein of 862 amino acids. Gene Ontology annotation, biological process: piRNA-mediated heterochromatin formation; transposable element silencing by heterochromatin formation; spermatid development. Gene Ontology annotation, molecular function: piRNA binding; nucleic acid binding; RNA binding. The transcript has 22 exons.